Aspergillus tubingensis is the source of this 243-nucleotide messenger RNA. RefSeq lists its product as uncharacterized. The transcript is spliced from 4 exons. NCBI's taxonomy places the organism in Eukaryota, Fungi, Ascomycota, Eurotiomycetes, Eurotiales, Aspergillaceae. Bases 1 to 243 code for a protein of 80 amino acids. The record is from RefSeq and is a predicted model, not a curated record.
AUGUCAACCAGUUCAGUUCAACUCAACAAUCAACAACUGACAGACGCUGGGUGCCGCUGCAGCUCUACACAUAUCUCCGAUCUUCGGCUACCAGACGCAGGUUGUCUCUCCCCGCAAGACUUCCCCGAUUUGCUUUUGCAGCCCUUCGCAUUUGCCAACCCAUUGGAUUAUUCACCGACCACGCUUACUGGUCUGACAUUCCUCACCCGUGCCAGACGGAAUAGAGCGCCCACUCCUUCGUGA